Kickxella alabastrina is the source of this 2633-nucleotide messenger RNA. RefSeq lists its product as uncharacterized. The transcript has a single exon. Bases 219 to 2441 code for a protein of 740 amino acids. Lineage: Eukaryota; Fungi; Kickxellomycota; Kickxellomycetes; Kickxellales; Kickxellaceae. The record is from RefSeq and is a predicted model, not a curated record.
CUGUAUAUUUCUGUAAUUCCUUAUUUUCUUGCUUGUGUAGGGUGCAGCUUGAGGAUGCCCUGGCGGGCGCCCUUGAAAAGGCGAUUGGGGGUGGCGGUCACAAAUACGGGUCAAUAAGGGGCAACAACGGGCUCAACGCACUAUCAAACAACACAAAAAACGCGCCCGAAGAGAUUGCAGGACUAUCACAGGCUUUGCAAAAGGAGGUGGAUGUGUUGAUGCAGAUGCACCUGCGGCUAGGCGAGCGCAUGAACAAUGAAAUUGUCCGAGCACUUGAAUCAUUUUUCAAGGAGCAAUGGCGGGCGGCACAGGACAUUGAGGCCAAAGUGCGGCAGCUAGCAGUGUCGAUGCGGAGCCACCAUGAGCAGAUCCCCAAGCUGUCUGCGCGCACAACGGUCAAGUCAGCGAAGGUCAGCCAGCAGGCUAAACAGAGGCUUGAUGGGGAGACACAGCUGCUGAUCCAGCUGCAGCAGCGAUGGCAGAAGGAGAUAGUCGGCCUGGUGGACGGCUUCGAAGCUAUCGAGGUUUCGCGCACAGAGCUUGUCCGGGAAUCUGUGUUCCGAUUUGAGCACUACCGCGUAGAAUUCUUUAGGGCCGCACAGGGCGGCGCCGACGCAGCGAGGAAGAUUGCCAAGGAUAUGCACACACAGGCGAGGAUUGUCGACACAAUGCGUGAUUCCAUGUACGGGUCUGGCCCCACACAGAGUAUACCUGUGAGAACCACUGCUGCCCCUACUCCAAUGGGGGCGAGCGUGGCGAGUUUGCAGAGUGCGCGCAGUUUGCAAGGCAGUGUCGACUCGGAGGGAGAUAAGGCCAAGGGGCUGCGUAAGUUGGGGCUUUUCCUCGGAAAGGGCAGGCGAGUGUCCAAAGAAUUGCCUGCGAAUGCAUCACCUGUGUCUUCGAUGUACAGCCGCAGUGUCAGCAGCAGCAGUGCAUUGCCCGCAGUCACUGCCUCAGGCGCUCCGCCAAGCGUCUUGUCGACUGUCACAGGGCAUUCCGAGGCAGCCAGCACAGGUGUUUCUAGCGACGUCUCUGGUGUGAGUGGAAACCCGGCGCCGCUACGGCAGCGCAGCAGCAGCAGCAACAGCCUUGCAUCAGCGCAGUCGGACCAGGCGCCGAGGAACGUGGGGGAGAAUGUUUGGAAUCAACAGCAGCAGCAGCAGGAGUCGUCCUCGUCGUCGAGGCAGUCGAUGCGGAACGGUGGGGGUGAUUUUGCUGAAUGGGUUUUUGCCGAUGGGUCGCAGGAGGCUAUCUCCACGACGAUGGAUGCGUCUAUGGGGUCGAUGGUCUAUGUGAUGAACAGCCAGUUGCCGGCCAUCCACGAAUCUCCCGGCAUUCCCGAGGAGGACAAUGAUAUCUUUGCGCAGAAGGACGAUGCGAGCCGCAUCUUUGGCGAUAUCAGCGAUGUACCGUUCGACGAUGUCAAAUUCAACAACGCAUUUGGACCGGAGUUUAGCACCACGGCCACAGAUGCCUUGUUUCAGCCAAAUACAGAGGCAGCAGCAUUGGCUGUUGACUUGGACUCUGUAUUUAGCAUUCCCAGCCGCGGCAAGGCAGCCGAAACCGUAACUGCCAGGCAGAAGCCUGUCCUGGAUGCGGUAUUUGACUUUGCAGCGGCGUUCCCAACCAGUGGCACUGAUGCCAUGGCUGCACACAAGCGCAGCGCCAGCAUCGGUGCAGCCUCGAAACACACACAGGAGGAGGAUGUGAAGGGCAGUGAGGAGCCAGCAAGCAAGGCGAGCGACAGCGAAGACAAUGAAGACAAUGAAGACAACAAAGACAACGAAGACGACAACAAUUCGAUAGACCAGUCGUUCCGCGUCAAGUUCUCGAUCCGCGAGCGCGCUAUCUGCGAUAACCCGGACGAGUCCAAGGCGGCGUUGUCACGGGUCACCACGCUGCUCCGUGCAGCGCCAUCCACAAGCCGCGGCAACCGGCGUCGUGACGUACGCACCAUGUACGUGCCGUCCAGCUUGCCCACCACCAGAGCUGCUGCUGGGAGUGAGGAGUGUGCGGCAGUGUCGACACCGUUGCUGCACCAGCCAGAGGCGUCUGUGGCGACGACAGAGAAUGUCAGCGAAGUGACUGCCAAUGAUGCCAACAACAACAAUGACGACGAUGAUGAUGUGCUGCUGGCCAAUGUGGUGAAAACCUCGAGAACCACGCUGGACGGGGCGGCCAACCAGGAUGCCAUUCCUGUUGCCACAGCCACCGUCGCUUAUGUGUCGGCAACAUUUGAAGAGCCUGCAAUGUUUGACGGUGACGUGGUUGCUGUGGGCAAGGUAAUUACUGCAGAGCCAGUUGAUGAUAAAGCAAAGGCUGCAGAAGGAGUUGAAGAGGUGCCUGUAGAUAGUGCUGCUUUGGGACUCGAUUGCAACAGCCAAGAGGAAGUGCGCUGCUCUGGAACAGCCAGCGCAGUCCACUGCUGUCAUCUCAGCUAGUGCAACUGCAGCAGAAGCAUGAUGGUCUUGUUCGGCGCCGUGCCCCGCCUCCGCCGCCAGCAGUCCGCGCACGGUCCUCCAAUCGACAGCAGCAGAGCCAGGCGGCACUAGCACCAGUUGACGGAAUGGUACCUGAAAUAACGAAGGUCGAGGAUGCGGUGGUCCAGCUGCGUGACGACGCUAUUGCUUGCC